AUGUUGCAGAAUGUAAAACAUGGUGAUUUAAUGUCGGUGGACCUUCAUCUCACAGUGAUCAAAGGUGAUACUCUCAAGUGCCCAGUGGUUGAUCCCUUUCCUGUUCCUCAUGAGUGGUACCAACCAGGUGAUCUCCUCAUUGGAGGGAUGGCUUCACAGAACCUCUAUGCCUUCAGUGAACAUUCAUUUCAACAACAUCCAUCUUUGGAGCUAUAUGGACUUUCAGAUCUGAUUACAAAAUUCUACCAGCAUGUCCUUUCCUUGGCCUUUGCGGUCAAGGAGAUCAAUGAGAAUCCACUAAUCUUGCCCAAUGUCACCCUUGGAUUUCACAUCUAUGACAGCUACAACAAUCCAAAGAUGACCUAUCGGACUACCUUGGACCUGCUCUUCAAAUCUCAUAGAUUUCUCCCCGGCUACAAAUGUGGACUCCAGAAAAAUCUCAUGGCCAUCAUUGGAGGACUUGGGUCAGAUACUUCAUCCCAUAUGGCAGAAAUUAUAGACUUCUACAAAAUUCCACAGCUCACAUAUGGAUCAUUUCCCCUGGAAGAAAUGGAUUCCAGUAAAUUAUCUUCACUUUACUUCAUGGCCCCAAAUGAGGUUCCUCAGUAUGUCGGGAUUGUUCGAUUGCUUCAAUUUUUUGGAUGGAAAUGGAUUGGGCUCUUUGCUGCUGAUACUGAGAGUGGAGAACAUUUUUUGCAGAAAUUGCAGCCAUUGCUUUCCCAGCAGAGAAUCUGUUUAGCUUUCACACAAAGGUUUCCAAAACUAUUCCGUUUGGAUGAUUUGGACAAAUUUAGUGAUAUAAUGUUUAACUUUUAUACCCAUUUCACAGACAUUAAAACAAAUACUUAUAUCAUCUAUGGAGAAUCUUUGACACUUGCAUGGCUCACAGCUCUCAAAUUUCUAUGGGAUGCUGCAAAUAAGGGAAACACAUCUUUAAGCAAGGUGUGGAUCUCCACAAGCCAAAUUGAUUUCACACUAACAGGAACCCAAAGGCAUUGGAAUCUCCAGUUUUAUGAUGGGGCCAUUUCCUUUCAAAUCCAUUCCAGUGAAAAUCUGGAAUUUAAGGGAUUUCUUCAGUCCAUAAAACCACAUUCAAGGCACAGAGACGGGUUUCGAAACCGUUUUUGGGAGCAUGUAUUUGACUGUUUCUUUCCUAAUUCAGAAUUGUCUUCAAUAAGCAGUCAAAAAUGCAUGGGGGAAGAAGAGCUGGAGCAUCUUCCUGAACCUCUGUUUCAACUACAGAUGACAGGUCACAGCUAUAGUAUCUACAACGGAGUUUAUGCUGUGGCUCAUGCUUUGCAUACCAUGCUAUCAAGGGGAGACACCCGGAAUAACAUGUUGGCGGCUAAAAUGGCUGAAUCUCCAGAACUGCAGCCCUUUAAGCUCCACCCAUUUCUUCAAGGCAUUUCUUUCAACAACUCAGCAGGAGAGAGGGUGUUCUUUAAUGAGAAGAGGGAAGUCGCAGGAGGAUUUGACAUCAUGAACAUGAUUGCUUUUCCAAACAAGUCCAUCCGGAGUGUGAAAGUUGGAAGGCUAGAUACCAAUGCUUCUUACGGAAAUGAAUUGAUCAUUAAUGGAAAUAGGAUUGAAUGGCACAAAGGAUUUAAUCAGGUUCUUCCAGUUUCUCUGUGUAAUGAAUACUGUCACCCUGGAUAUUGGAAGAGAAAGUCUGAAGGGAAAGCCUUCUGCUGCUACGAUUGUGUUCCUUGUCCACAGGGGAAGAUUUCAAGCAAGAUAGACACAGAAGAUUGUUUCGAAUGUCCUGAAGAUCAGUAUCCAAGCAAGGAGCAAGAUCGAUGCCUUAACAAAACCAUGAGUUUCCUGUCUUUUGAAGAACCUUUAGUGAUCAGUCUGGCCUCAGCUGCUCUUUCCUUCUCCCUCAUGACAACCAGCAUGCUUGGAAUUUUCCUUAAGCAUAGAGAUACCCCCAUUGUCAAGGCCAACAACUGGGACCUCACUUACACUCUCCUCAUUGCCCUUCUGCUCUGCUUUCUCUCUUCCUUGUUAUUCCUUGGUCAACCAAGGAAAGUAACCUGCCUUCUCCGGCAACCAGCAUUUGGCAUCAUCUUCUCAGCUGCUGUUUCUUGUGUGUUAGCUAAAACUAUGACUGUGGUUGUAGCUUUCAUAGCUACUAAGCCAGGAUCUCGAAUGAGAAAAUGGGUAGGGAAAAGACUGGCCUUUUCCAUUGUCCUUUCUUGUUCUUUUCUUCAAACAGCUCUUUGCACGCUAUGGCUGGCAACCUCUCCUCCCUUCCCUGAGUUAGACAUGCAUUCCCUAAUGGAAACCAUGGUUUUGCAAUGCAAUGAAGGCUCCAUUCUCAUGUUCUAUUGUGUCCUGGGCUACCUGGGCUUCUUGGCUAUUGCCAGCUUUAUUGUGGCAUUCCUUGCCCGUAAAUUACCUGACAGCUUUAAUGAAGCCAAGUUCAUCACCUUCAGCAUGUUGGCCUUCUGCAGUGUGUGGGUCUCCUUUGUUCCAACCUAUCUGAGCACCAGAGGAAAAGCCAUGGUGGCUGUGGAGGUCUUUUGCAUCUUGUCCUCCAGUGCUGCUUUACUGGGAUGUAUCUUUUUCCCCAAAUGCUUCAUCAUUGUGCUGAGGCCAGAACUAAAUACCAGGCAUCGAUUAAUCAAAUGA
Candoia aspera is the source of this 2631-nucleotide messenger RNA. RefSeq names its product vomeronasal type-2 receptor 26-like. The transcript has 7 exons. Lineage: Eukaryota; Metazoa; Chordata; Lepidosauria; Squamata; Candoiidae. Gene Ontology annotation, molecular function: G protein-coupled receptor activity. Gene Ontology annotation, biological process: G protein-coupled receptor signaling pathway. Gene Ontology annotation, cellular component: plasma membrane. The record is from RefSeq and is a predicted model, not a curated record. The coding region runs from base 1 to 2631 and encodes 876 amino acids.